Molecule: messenger RNA, 716 nt
Organism: Alternaria rosae
Lineage: Eukaryota; Fungi; Ascomycota; Dothideomycetes; Pleosporales; Pleosporaceae
Exons: 1
Coding region: 258-635 (125 amino acids)
Biological process (GO): endosomal transport
Cellular component (GO): BLOC-1 complex
Source: RefSeq, a predicted model, not a curated record
CAGAAGCGCCAAAUCGCCAAUCACCAUGUUACGCAGCAUACCAAGAAGAGCCGAAGCGAGACUAGGUAGUCUGCCACCAUGGUGGAGUAACGCAGUAGCUCGCGGACGAUCAUUCGCUGGGAGAGUACCUGUGCGGACCAUUCGAGCACAUACACUCUCCUACCUCUACCAGAUCAAGACGAACUACUACACAACUCACCAACGCAAAAACCUCUAAACAUCGUCCAUCAAACAAUACCAAACACUACACGGUCACCAUGCCCUCCCCACCACCCACCCCAGAAGAAACCCAGCGCCGCCAAACCGAAGCGCGCGCCGCCGUCACCGCAUCUCUCGCCAGCGUCGGCGCAUCCGUCGACAACGAGAUGCGCACGCGCACCGCGGACCUCCACGCCAACUCUGCCGCAAUCGCAAAGCAGGAAAAGGAGCUAGCGAAGCAGACGGCGGCGCUGGCGAAACAGACGGCGGAGUGGGAUAAACUGCUGCAGGGGGGCACGAAGAAGUUGAAUGAGGUGGGAGAUAUUCAGAAUUGGGCGGAGAUGAUUGAGAGGGAUUUGCUGGUGUUGGAAGAGACGGUCAGGCUGGUGGAUGGGAAGGGAAGGGAGGAGUCGGCGAGUGGGACGGGUGGGUGGUAGGUGGAGGAGUGGUGGUGGACAAGACUAGGGAAUUGCAUGGACUCUACGAUGAUGGUUCUGCUAUGGGUAUUGAUGUGCUAU